Knipowitschia caucasica is the source of this 1773-nucleotide messenger RNA. NCBI's taxonomy places the organism in Eukaryota, Metazoa, Chordata, Actinopteri, Gobiiformes, Gobiidae. The record is from the annotation of a GenBank genome assembly.
AUGAGGAAUGCAUUUCAUUGUGAUAUCAAAAAAGCUCCAAUAACAAAAGGCCGCUGGUGGAACGUGUUUGACUGGCACAGUCCGACAGACAGCUUCUACAUGAACACGCCCUGGCACAACUCCGUGGACGUCAGCGCGAGAGAACUUCUGAGGAAAGAAGGAGUAAAAGAAGAAGACGAAGAAGUGACUUAUGAGGAUCUCAGAAAACCUGUUUAUGAAAAACCUGCUUUGGAUCUAAACGCGCUGGGUGAACUGGGGAAAGCUGUCACACUCAAACUGAGCGAGGAAGAGGGGAAUAAACAAGAGGAAAGCAUCAACAAACACCAGAUUAACAUUUACCUGAGUGAUAAAAUCUCAUUACAUCGUAGACUGGCUGAAAGAUGGAAUCCCCUCUGCAAAGACUUGAAGUAUGACUACAAGUCCCUGCCCACGACUUCUGUGGUGAUAGCUUUUUACAACGAGGCCUGGUCCACUCUGCUCCGGACCGUGCACAGCGUCCUGGAGACCUCCCCGGACAUCCUCCUCAAAGAAGUGGUGCUUGUUGACGACUAUAGUGAAAAAGAACAUUUAAAAAAACCGCUGGAGAAAUACAUCAGCAGUUUAAAAAAAGUGCGACUUAUCCGGGCGACUAAACGUGAGGGUCUGGUGCGGGCAAGGCUGCUAGGGGCCUCCAUUGCGACGGGGGACGUCCUGACCUACCUUGACUGUCACUGUGAGUGCCACGAAGGAUGGCUGGAGCCACUGCUGCAGAGGAUCAAAGAGGAGCCUAGUGCUGUUGUGUGUCCUGUUAUUGAUGUAAUAGACUGGAACACAUUUCAGUACAUGGGGAAUUCGGGGGAACCUCAGAUUGGAGGUUUUGACUGGAGGCUCGUGUUUACCUGGCACUCUGUUCCUGACUAUGAACAGAAACGCAGGCAGUCGCCGACAGAUGUCAUAAGGUCUCCCACCAUGGCGGGGGGUCUGUUUGCUGUGAGGAAAGACUACUUCCAGUAUCUUGGGACAUAUGACACAGGGAUGGAGGUGUGGGGCGGAGAAAACCUGGAGUUCUCCUUUAGGAUUUGGCAGUGUGGUGGCAGCCUUGAGAUCCAUCCGUGCUCCCAUGUGGGUCAUGUGUUUCCCAAAAAGGCCCCAUAUGCUCGGAGUAAGGCUCUUGCUAACAGUGUGAGGGCAGCUGAGGUCUGGAUGGAUGAGUUCAAGGAGGUGUACUACCAUCGAAACCCGCACGCUCGACUGGAGGCUUUUGGGGACGUUACAGACCGAAGAAAGCUGAAGGAACGCCUCGGCUGUCAGAACUUUCGGUGGUACUUGGACAAUGUUUACCCUGAUAUUCACGUCCCGGAGGACCGGCCGGGCAUGUAUGGAAUGUUGAAAAAUCGAGGGAAGAAAAACUACUGUUUUGACUACAACCCUGCAGAUGAACAUUCCAUUGUGGGUGGAAGGGUCAUCUUGUACCCGUGUCAUGGCAUGGGCCAAAAUCAGUUCUUUGAAUUCUCCAUGGAUGGUGAGAUCCGCUAUAAUACGAGGGAGCCUGCAGGUUGCAUGGCGGGGGAUAACGUCAGUACUUUCCUGACCGUCCAACUGUGUCGGAAACGAGGCCAGGCUGUACCCGCUGACCAACAGUUUAUCCUAAAGGAGGAUGGGACUCUUUACCAUGUGAUGAGUCAGAAGUGUGUGAACGCCUUACACACGGCCGAGGAUGAGACGCCUGCCCCUUCGCUACAGCCGUGUUCCAACACGCCGUACCAACAGUGGUACUUUGAAGAACGAAUAUAA